This is a messenger RNA of Phyllostomus discolor (pale spear-nosed bat), 3136 nucleotides long. RefSeq names its product major facilitator superfamily domain containing 13A (gene SLC68A1). The transcript is spliced from 9 exons. The coding region runs from base 316 to 1869 and encodes 517 amino acids. The record is from RefSeq and is a predicted model, not a curated record. Lineage: Eukaryota; Metazoa; Chordata; Mammalia; Chiroptera; Phyllostomidae.
CCAGCGAGGGUGUGCCCAACUUUUUGCUGUUUAUAAGUGUUACUGCCAUGAACAUCUCUAUACACAUACAUUCCUUUGGGAUUAGUUCCUUGAGGUGGAAUUUCUGGAAUUAAAGUGCAUGAGCAGUAGAAGCCUCUUAUCGUAUUUUAUCACUCUUCUCUGCCUGUGGAACUUGACACCACAGCAGGUCUCCCUCCAUCGACCACACAUAGGACCCUGAUUCGGGAGGUCCAGUGGCAGGGACAAGGAUGGCCAGGCUGUUUGUGGUCACGAGCGCUUCUCUGCUCCUCCUAGGCUGAGGCUGGGCCGGCAGCCAUGGGGCUGGGUGGACCCCAGGCCUGGCUGUUGCGCUUGCCCACAGCCGUGGUGUAUGGCUCCCUGGCCCUCUUCAUCUCUGUUCUGCACAACGUGUUUCUGCUUUACUAUGUGGACACCUUUGUCUCGGUGUACAAGAUCAGCAAAGCUUCCUUCUGGGUCGGAGAGACGGUGUUUCUCCUGUGGAACAGCCUCAACGACCCCCUCUUCGGCUGGCUGAGUGACCGCCAGUUCCUCGGCUCCCAGCCCCGGUGGGGCAGUGGGCUCUCCUCCAGGGCCGUGGUGCUUGCACGGGUGCGGGCACUCGGCCGGCACGGGCCGCUGCUGGCGCUGUCGUUCCUGGCUUUCUGGGUGCCCUGGGCCCCCGCCGGCCUGCAGUUCCUGUUGUGCCUGUGCCUCUACGACAGCUUCCUGACGCUCGUGGACCUGCACCACCACGCCUUGCUGGCGGACCUGGCCCUCUCAGCCCACGACCGCACCCACCUCAACUUCUACUGCUCCCUCUUCAGUGCGGCCGGCUCCCUCUCUGUCUUCGCCUCCUACGCCUUCUGGAACAAGGAGGACUUCUCUUCCUUCCGUGCCUUCUGCGUGGCGCUGGCCGCUGGCUCUGGGCUAGGCUUUGUGGGCGCCACACGGCUGCUGCGCCGGCGGGUUGAGGCGGCUGGUAGGGAGCCGGGGUGUCCAGACCUGGCUGUGGAUGGCGGCCUGUGUGGAGAGGAGCUGCUUGUGGGCGGCGAGGAGGUGGGCAGCAUCACCUUGGGCCAGUACCUCCGGCAGCUGGCACGUCACCGGAACUUCCUGUGGUUCGUGGGCAUGGACCUGGUGCAGGUCUUCCACUGCCACUUCAACAGCAACUUCUUCCCCCUCUUCCUGGAGCAGCUCCUAUCCGACCGCAUCUCCCUCUCCACCGGCUCCUUCCUCCUGGGCGUCUCCUAUGUCGCCCCCCAUCUCAACAACCUCUACUUCCUGCCCCUGUGCCGGCGCUGGGGCGUCUACACCGUGGUGCGGGGGCUCUUCCUGCUCAAGCUGGGCCUGAGCCUGCUCAUGCUCCUGGCCGGCCCCGACCGCCCCGGCCUGCUCUGCCUCUUCAUCGCCAGCAACCGUGUCUUCACCGAGGGCACCUGUAAGCUGCUGACCUUGGUGGUCACUGACCUGGUGGAUGAGGACCUGGUGCUGAACCACCGCAAGCAGGCGGCCUCGGCGCUCCUCUUCGGCAUGGUGGCCCUGGUGACCAAGCCAGGCCAAACCUUCGCCCCGCUGCUGGGCACCUGGCUGCUGUGCUUCUACACAGGUCACGAUCUCUUCCAGCAGCCCCCACUGAUCCCUGUCGGGAGUGCCCAGCCCUGGCCAGAGCCCCCGGCCCCACCCCCCGCUCAGGCCCCAACGCUCCGCCAGGGCUGCUUCUACCUGCUGGUGCUGGUGCCCAUCACCUGUGCUCUGCUGCAGCUGUUCACCUGGUCCAAGUUCACGCUGCACGGGAGACACCUGCACAUGGUCAAAGCCCAGCGCCAGAACCUGUCACAAGCCCAGACCCUGGACAUUAAGACAGUGUGAGAGGUGCAGCGAGGCCACCCUGAGGAGGACACUUCCCAUACCUCUGGGCAGGAGCCACUUUUGCCAGCCCGGUGUCCUGCUCCCCUGCCUUCCUUGGUGCAGCUUGGAGGCCAGAUGGCAGAAUGGGCUCCCCUGGGUCUGAGCCAGGGGUGUCACUGGAUCUGAGACCCUGCUUGGCUUCCUGGCCCAGCUUGGGCAAGGGCUGAGCCAAAUUUGCUCAGGGACCUGCUCCCCACUAUGGGGCAAGAGUAAGAAAAGGACCGAGAAGGGAUGGGAUACCCUGUGGUCACGUGGGGCUGCCACAGGGUGGCCUAUCCCACUACCUGGCUGGGGCUGGCACUGCCUGUGGGCUCAGGAACCACUUUCGAUACCGCACAACUGCCCCCUUCCAUCCGGUUGUGGGAAGCUGACUGUAAACCCCACCAGCCCUGUCCCUCCACCCUUCCAGUGGGUCCUCUGCUUCGGCGGCGCCUGAAGGAGCAUGCCCCCACUGCUGCAGGGCUUCCCUGCCCCACCCGGCCCCUGAAGAGAUUCAGUUCAUCACAGACGAUUAAAGUCGUUCUGUUCCCACUCCCGAGGUCUGUGCUGUGUGUGGGAGUGGCGGGUUGGCGAAUAGGAUUCCUCACAUAACACGAAAAGCACUCGGAGAGCAUUUUCCAAAGGUGAGUUGGGAGGCCACCCACCUCCGAUUCGUGGUGGUCACAGGGAGAACAUGUGGACCAGUGACCGCAUGGGCACUUGGGAGCAAAAGGCCUUCAGGUAGUAGCCCCGCUGCUGGACAUGGUGGUCAAGGAAGAGCGGCUGCUCUUAGGCCAGCGGUCCUCAACCUUGGAGACGCCAGGGAGCUUUAAAAAGUGAUGUCUGAGCCCUGUUCCCCAGGAUCCUGCUCUCGUGGGUCUGGGGUAUGGCCUGGGCACGCAGUUUCUGGGAAGCUCUGGUGAUCUCACCUAUGCUCUGGGCCAGUGUUUCUCAGCCUUGGCAUCCAGGCCUCUGCUUAGAUGCCAGGAGCACACCCUUCCCCACCCCUCUGUCCCCCACUGUUGUGACCACCAGAUGUUUUUGGGCAUUGGCAAAUGUGUAUGGGUGGCAAAACUGACCUUGACAGAGAACCACUGCUCUGGACCAAUGAUUUGUUGGUCUGCAUAGUGUCUAAGAAUGUAGACUCUAGGGCUACACUGUUGAGUUCAAAUCCUAGCUAAUAAGGGGCAGUGCUUUGGGAAUACAUGACUUCUCUGUGGCUCCACUUUCUCAUCUAGAAAGUGGGUGA